AUGUCGAUGGCUCGGCUAUCAACUGAAAAUAGUAAUUCAGAACUAAAAAGAGCCAGAAUAGAGGCCCCGUUAGUCUUGGGCUUCUCGGCCAAUGAUAAAAUCGAAACUAUCCAACCCCAUGACGAUGCUUUGGUGGUCACACUCAGAAUAGGGGGGUAUGAUGUGAAAAGAGUGUUGGUAGAUCAGGGAAGCCCUGUUGAGAUAAUGUACCUUGACCUGUACAAGGGGCUGAAUUUGAGACCCGAGGACCUGACAGUGUACGAUUCCCCAUUAGUAAGUUUCGAGGGGAAGAUAGUUACUCCAAGGGGUGAGAUUAGACUGCCAAUACAGAUCAGUUCGGAUGUGGUGAAAGUGGACUUCAUUGUGGUGGAUGCUUAUUUACCUUAUACGGCUAUUGUGGCCAGGCCUUGGCUCUAUGCUUUGGAAGCCGUUUCCUCUACCCUCCACCAGAAGGUAAAAUAUCCAUCCAACGGCCAAGUUAAAGAGAUUGUAGGGAAUCAAUCCAUGGCUAGACAGUGCAUGGUGGUUGCCAUCUUGCAUAGGCCCAAUAUGAAGUCCUCGGCGCUCAUCUAG
Molecule: messenger RNA, 573 nt
Organism: Quercus robur (English oak)
Lineage: Eukaryota; Viridiplantae; Streptophyta; Magnoliopsida; Fagales; Fagaceae
Exons: 1
Coding region: 1-573 (190 amino acids)
Source: RefSeq, a predicted model, not a curated record